AUGACAUUCUUGGAUUCUGGGUUGGUGGAAGCUAGGGUUCUGCUUGACUAUUCCAACAGGGGUUUACCUGAUGGCCACAGGAUGUUAGGUCAGGCACAGAUGCUGGCAAUGGAUGGCCCGUAGGGCGCUGAAGAUGGCUGCAGGAUCAUUGGACUCUGCGACCGUCAUCAUUGUAUUAGUCAACCAUCUCUGUAGAGUCUGUAACUUGGGUGUGGCUCCCCCCACCCCACCCUCCGUGCUUCAGUUUACACAGCAGGUGGCUCCACCAGUCCAGGUCCCCUCUGGGUGGACAGACAUUUCCCAGCUCAUCAGCUAUCAGGGAAAAGGCCCAUGGCUACCACAGGAGACAAGCCCAGAGAUCAGAACUGACCCCACCCCCAUCCCUGCCCACUGAGGUUGUAAGUGGCUUUUAAGAAGGCUGGUGCAUAAAUCCAGCAUGCUGUUUUCCCUACACGGGCAUCAAGACCAGAGGACUCCCUAAAGGCUAACUCAUUGUCUUCAUUUCCUUGGUGAUUGAAAACGCGUGAUGGUGAGUUCCUCAGAGAAGUGAAAGUGGCCCAGAGGGAUCCAGUAAUUCCUGUUAUCGGCCAGCUUUAUAAGUCAGCGAGCCAGGCGCCUGUCUUCAUCCGGCCUGAAGUCCCAAGAGUGCAAAGAUGUCCCUGUACCCAGCUUCCCCAUACCUGGCCUCCCUGCUACUCUUCAUCCUUGCCCUUCAUGGUGCCCUGUCCCUGAGGCUCUGCUCCUUCAAUGUGAGGUCCUUUGGAGAGAGCAAGAAGGAAAACCACAAUGCCAUGGAUAUCAUUGUGAAGAUCAUCAAACGCUGCGACCUCAUACUGCUGAUGGAAAUCAAGGACAGCAACAACAACAUCUGUCCCAUGCUGAUGGAGAAGCUGAAUGGAAACUCACGAAGAAGCACGACAUACAACUACGUGAUUAGCUCUCGGCUUGGAAGAAACACAUAUAAAGAACAGUAUGCCUUCCUCUACAAGGAGAAGCUGGUGUCUGUGAAGGCAAAAUACCUCUACCAUGACUAUCAGGAUGGAGACACAGACGUGUUUUCCAGGGAGCCCUUUGUGGUUUGGUUCCAGGCGCCCUUCACUGCUGCCAAGGACUUCGUGAUUGUCCCCUUGCACACAACUCCUGAAACCUCCGUUAAAGAGAUAGAUGAGCUGGCUGACGUCUACACGGAUGUGAGAAGACGAUGGAAGGCAGAGAAUUUCAUCUUCAUGGGUGAUUUCAACGCUGGCUGCAGCUACGUCCCCAAGAAGGCCUGGAAGAACAUCCGUUUGAGGACAGACCCCAACUUUGUUUGGCUGAUUGGGGACCAAGAGGACACCACGGUCAAGAAGAGCACCAGCUGUGCCUAUGACAGGAUUGUGCUUCGCGGACAAGAGAUAGUCAACUCUGUGGUUCCCCGCUCCAGUGGCGUCUUUGACUUUCAGAAAGCUUAUGAGUUGUCUGAAGAGGAGGCCCUGGAUGUCAGUGACCACUUUCCAGUUGAGUUUAAGCUACAGAGUUCAAGAGCCUUCACCAACAGCCGAAAAUCUGUUUCUCUAAAGAAAAAGAAAAAAGGCAGUCGCUCCUAGGUCUCAUGUUGCCAUUUUCUUUUCUUAAAGUCGUCCCUUGCUUCCAGAUAAAAUGGCCCUCGUGGGUCUCAGCUCUCUGCACACUCAGGAAUUAAGACUGGCUAAGCUGUUUUCACUGUCCACUCUGGUUAAUUUUGCCUGGAGCCAAGUUGGGAGGAGAGUCUUCUGUUACAUCACCCUGACCACGGGCACCCUGCGAACCACCAUGGGUAACCUGAAGAGACACAAAGUCUAUUCCAUAAUAAAUGUGUGUAUUUAUUACACCAUAAA
Messenger RNA from Rattus norvegicus (Norway rat), 1856 nucleotides. Lineage: Eukaryota; Metazoa; Chordata; Mammalia; Rodentia; Muridae. The record is from RefSeq and is a predicted model, not a curated record.